Musca vetustissima is the source of this 600-nucleotide messenger RNA. Its product is annotated as large ribosomal subunit protein eL24. Gene Ontology annotation, molecular function: structural constituent of ribosome; mRNA binding. Gene Ontology annotation, biological process: cytoplasmic translation. Gene Ontology annotation, cellular component: cytosolic large ribosomal subunit. Bases 79 to 549 code for a protein of 156 amino acids. The transcript is spliced from 3 exons. Lineage: Eukaryota; Metazoa; Arthropoda; Insecta; Diptera; Muscidae. The record is from RefSeq and is a predicted model, not a curated record.
UGUCGUUUGUUUUUGUUCGUUUGACAGCUGUCAUUUCUCUGCCCAUUUCCGUUUCUUUCUACUGACAACAACGCCAAGAUGAAAAUCGGUUUGUGUUCAUUCAGUGGGUACAAAAUCUACCCCGGUCAUGGCAAGACCAUGGUCAAAGUUGACGGCAAGACCUUCACUUUCUUGGACAAGAAAUGCGAACGCUCUUACUUGAUGAAGCGUAACCCCCGUAAGGUGACAUGGACCGUCUUGUACCGUCGCAAGCACCGUAAGGGUAUUGAAGAAGAAGCCACCAAGAAGCGUACCCGCAGAACACAAAAGUUCCAACGCGCUAUUGUCGGUGCUUCCUUGGCCGAAAUCAUGGCUAAGCGUAACAUGAAACCCGAAGUUCGUCGUGCCCAACGCGAACAAGCCAUCAAAGCCGCCAAGGACCAAAAACGCGCCACCAAGGCAGCCAAGAAAGCUACCCAACCCGCCCCCGCUAAGGCUAAGGCUGCUCCCAAACAAAAAGCCGCCAAGGUUACCCAAAAGGCUGCUCCCCGUGUAGGUGGCAAGCGGUAAAUUGUUUUAGCCAUUCAUUUAUGGUCUAAAGAAAGGAAGUGAAGUGUUUUU